AUGGACCUCUUCCGCUUCAAGUCGGCGCAGCAGUACGCGAGUCGGGUGCCGCUGCGCAAGCUGUCCUUCCGUGUGACACUCUGGCGGGCGCUGCUUGUGGAGGAAAACCACACGGAGGUGCUGUGCAGCGUGACGGUUCCAUGGGACGGCAAACUUUUUUCACCCGCGGAGAACCUCGAAAUGAUCCGUGCCGUGGACGCCGAAGCCACGGCGGGGGACGUUGCGCGGACCUCGCUGGGGGCCGGUGCCACUGAAGUGGACAUGGAAACGCUGCGGCUGCAGGGAAGCGGGAGGGCCAUUCCCGAUGCGGUGCGCGCUGCGACGGAGUUGAGGCGUCACCUCGAGAAGAGCGCCGACGCCUUAUUUACGCACACCUCCAGUGAGGAUUACAUAUGCGAGGCGGAAGAAGACUGCCCCGUGGAUCCACCGCAGGAGCCAAGUCCUCUGGCGGCAGUAAUCCUUCGCCAGUACCACACACAACACCAGACAAGCAACAAGAUGUAUUUUAUGUGGGCUAUUGGAGGUAUUACCCCACCGGAUGGGGCGUCUCUGUCAGAGAUGCGGUGGGAAGGCGAGGAACGCGUCGUGUGCAUCAUCACGGCAGACACGAAUGAGUUUUACUUUACAGCAAAGCCGUCCAUUAACGAGACGCAUACGCUGUUUGUUGACUCGCUGCAUGUGUACUCCCUCAAGGUUUCUGCGAUGGCGACGGAGGAAACCGCGCUGGCGCCGUCAGAGCCCGACGGCAUUAUCCAACGCGUUGGUAAUCUUGCGUCACGUGUAGAGAACACUCUGGACAUCCCUCACUCUGCUCGACGGGAGGCACUGCAGCAGCUGCUGCUUCAGCAGGCUUCCACCAUGGGUGCAGCGGAGGUGGAUUUCGAUGUUAAACACCUCCCGCAGGCGGGUGUUUGGGACUCGUUUACGCGACACGCGUCGAGGGCGAGGGUGCAUCAUUACAUAUAUGGGACCAUCGACAGGUGCGUCGGUGUGUCAGAGGAGGCAAUUUACCUUCAUUGUCAGUGGCGUCAAGGCACACAGGAGGAGGAGACGUGCGAAGUGGGGAAAGUGGGUGACGGUUUUACCACGCAGCUGACCUUGGCUGGCACCAUCCUUGUUGAGGACUUUAUUCCACUUCCAGUGCAUACUUUUAACACCCCUUUUGAGUACCACCUGAAUGUGGAGGACAUGGCCCCGCUGCAGCUCCUCGUGACGGUGUACAGUGAGUCGGUGUACGCCCAGCAGGCCCCUGUCGGCUACACAGUACUGACGGUGCCGCAUACGCAGCCUGGCUGUCACACAUUGAGGGCCCCGUUUUGGAGACCGUGGCAAACAGGACGCGAGUUUCUUUGCACCGCGUUGGUGGGCGGUGCGCCCGCACUUGUUGACCCAUGGGAUGCUGCCACACGCGGCAACGCGGGCAUGUCUGUGAAGCACGGGCUCGUCACAGAGCCAACAGGCGAGGUGGAGGUGAGGGUGAUGGUGCUUCACCAGUACGGCAUAUUCGGGUCAUGA
Messenger RNA from Trypanosoma rangeli, 1515 nucleotides. RefSeq lists its product as uncharacterized. NCBI's taxonomy places the organism in Eukaryota, Euglenozoa, Kinetoplastea, Trypanosomatida, Trypanosomatidae. Bases 1 to 1515 code for a protein of 504 amino acids. Gene Ontology annotation, biological process: cilium assembly. Gene Ontology annotation, cellular component: MKS complex. The record is from RefSeq and is a predicted model, not a curated record. The transcript has a single exon.